ACGUGACAGCAUGAGGCCGGAUGAGGACUUCUUUUGUUAACUACAAUUUCUCCUCCGCGUUGCUUUCGAAUGUUUUGUAAUCGCAACUUUGGCAUUUCCUCUUUGACUUAGCGUAAAUUUGUGAUCUGUAUCACCAAAGGCUUCUGAAUGGCUUCCAAUUUCCUUCAAACCUUUGAACGAGACUCGGACGAUUGCAAGCUGCACAACGGGUAUGACAUUCAGAGCUGUGUUCUGGCUGGAAUUAGUGUUUUGCUGGGAACAGCUGUCUGUUUUUACGGAUACCGUUUGUUUAAACUCGUUCUGUUCCUUGUUGGAUUUCUGGUGGUAUUUUUCUUCACUUAUGUGUUGUGUCAAGAAUAUCUCAGUGAGAAGCUGUCUGGAAAAUCUUUUGAACAUAGACGUCAGAUAUUCCUUGGUAUCUCUGCUGCAGUUGGUCUUGUUGCUGGAUUGCUGACAGUUUGUAUUUUCUAUGUUGGAUUAUUUGCUCUUGGUGCAACCAUGGGAUGGUUUGUAGGCCUGGCAUUUCUCCCUCUUCUCUACAAGCAUUCAGAAUACCUGUCUGAACACAACUGGCUGCCUUACAUCAUUCUCUGUGCAUUUGCCAUAGCAGGAGGAAUUCUUAUUCUCUGUAUACAGAAGGUAAUAAUUGUCAUCUCUACAUCCUUCUCUGGAGCCUUUUGGUGUGUCAAUGGUAUUGAUUACUAUGUGGAAAAUGGCAGAGUGCUGUACUACUCAAUCAGUGUUUUGCAUGGUCAUUACACAAAGUCUGCCUUGCCUCACUGCUGGUAUACCUGGGUGGUGUUAGGCCUUAUCCCAGUCAUGUUCAUUGCUGGGCUGGUGGUGCAAUUUUGUAAGACUGCAAAGAACAGUGAUCAUAGAGAAGCUUAUGGCAGGAGUUCAAGGAAUCUUUACACAGCAACUCCCAUGCAGGAAUUCUCGGACCAGCGGCCCAUUUUGACAGACUAUGAUUAAACAGUACUCAAGAGUCAAAGGACACCAAGAAAAUUUAGUUGUAGAAUCCUUUACUUUCACUAUCAUGGUGAGAAUAUGUCAGGUGUCCCUCUUAUUGAUCUAGUACACCCUGAACAGAUCAUCAUGAUAAUUCAAAUGUUUCUGUCCUUAUAAGAGUGCUCUGCACAGGGAGUUGUAUUGUUUUUAAGUGAAAAUUCGAUUACCACUCUGGCAUAUUGUUGUCAAAUUAAGUUUUAAGAGCUUUUUCCCAGGAGCAACUAAGAUGCUCAGUAGAAGUGCCAUGUUUUAUGAUAGCAUCACAUUUUCAAGGAAAAUUUAGUAGUCUGAUUGUUCUGGGAAAAGGAUCUCUAUAAUUUUCAAAUUAGUAGUAGGUUGGUAGCAACUUUUCUUUUGAACACUUAAAACCAGCUUGUUGCAGAGAAUUGAAUUUUUGGACUGAACUGUAAAAUAACCAUCUUGAUCAUAUCAUCGUGAACAACCCUCACUUGUUGUUAGAUGCCCCCAAAAAAUUUGGAGAUUUCUGUACAUUUGUUUUUUGUGUUUUUUUUUUUAAUUUCUGAAACACUAAAAGUGCCCUUAUGUCCUUGUUUUGAGUAUCAUAAAAAUCCUAACCAUAGGAAUGGGAUGAGAGAAAAGCUAACCCCCUAAUACCUCCUCAGUAUUUUAGCCCAUCCAUAGCAACACCAAAGCUUUAGGGAGAAGAGGAACAUGUGGAUUUUCUUUUUUGUCAAAGACCUGUGACAAUUUGAGAAAACAAAAAGAUGGUUUUAGAGUUUCUUGUCCUGUUCUAGUGGUUUAAGGGAGGGUGAAUCAAUUCUGAAAUUAAUCUUAGUGAGCAAUAUUUCAGUGCCUUGAUUUUGGUCUUGAGGUACAUGGAUGGUCCUCAGCUUGCAGUGGAUAAAUUUACUUUUAUUGGUUACUGGAAACUAAACCCUUUAACUUCUUAGAUCUGAUUUUUAAUUCUUCUCUCUAGCUUCUACACAUUUCCUUGUUAAAUAAUGAAGAGAAUUCAGUGUUAGGUGAAGAUAACAACUUUUACCAGAUAAGUUUGUGUAUUCUCAUUACCUGUUUACCGGAUAUAUGGAUAUUUUAUGGAGAAGUUACAUGUUAAUCACUUCUGGGAUUCAAAAGGUUAAUGUGAGGUUUGUCAGAAAUAGGUUUAAACGAAUACUUUCAUUUUCAAAUAUUUUGGUUUUAAAAUUUGUAGAGAACGAUUUAUUUGCAUUGUUAGUUUGUAAAUAGCGUUAUACUUAACAUUGUUGUUUACUAUUGUAGAAAAGAGAGAAAUUGUUAAAUAAAUUUGUAAAAACUGUUG
Messenger RNA from Pocillopora damicornis (cauliflower coral), 2287 nucleotides. RefSeq names its product transmembrane protein 198. Lineage: Eukaryota; Metazoa; Cnidaria; Anthozoa; Scleractinia; Pocilloporidae. Gene Ontology annotation, cellular component: plasma membrane. The record is from RefSeq and is a predicted model, not a curated record.